CGUUAAGUUGAACGUUGCACCCCGAUUUUUCGUAGCCUACUGAACGCAGCACUGGUCCAUAAUGACAUGUUCGCUGCCGUUACACUAAAAAAACAGUACCUAUAGGCGGACGAACAGCAAGGGAGCCAUGAUUCCUGUGACGGAGUUCCGGCAGUUCUCAGAGCAGCAGCCACAGUUCCGGGUUCUGAAGCCCUGGUGGGAUGUGUUCACAGACUACCUCUCUGUGGUCAUGUUAAUGAUCGGAGUGUUCGGAUGCACCCUACAGGUGAGGCAGGACAAAAUCAUCUGCCUUCCCCAAAAAAUGACCAUCUACAACCAAACAAUACUCUUACCAAAUAAAACUGCUGUGCAGCCGGAUGUGCACGAGAUGAUGGGCCGGAAAACUAACCUGGACUUCCAGCAGUAUAGCUUCAUCAACCAGAUGUGCUAUGAGAAAGCUCUGCACUGGUACGCCAAGUACUUCCCUUACCUAGUCCUCAUACACACCCUCAUCUUCAUGGUGUGUAGCAAUUUCUGGUUCAAGUUCCCAGGCUCCAGCUCUAAGAUAGAGCAUUUCAUCUCCAUCUUGGGAAAGUGCUUUGACUCCCCCUGGACUACUAGAGCUCUGUCUGAGGUGUCUGGAGAGAACCCAGAGGAGAAGGACAUCAAGAAGAGUAGGGCGAUCCUCAAUGUGUCUGUAGAGGGGAACCUGGACAACCUGGAGAAGACCCAGUCCCUCAAAUCCAUUCCAGAGAAGAUCGUAGUGGACAAGCCCACAGCCAGCGCCCUGGAUAAGAAGGAAGGAGAACAGGCCAAAGCUCUAUUUGAGAAGGUGAAGAAGUUCCGCCUGCACGUAGAAGAGGGGGACAUCCUCUAUGUUAUGUAUGUUCGCCAGACUGUUCUCAAAGUGUUCAAGUUCCUCCUCAUCAUCGCAUAUAACAGUGCUUUAGUCUCUGAGGUGCAGAUCACAGUGAAGUGCAGUGUGGACAUACAGGACAUGACGGGAUAUAAGCAUUUCUCCUGUAAUCACACCAUGGCCCACCUGUUCUCUAAGUUGUCGUACUGUUACCUGUGCUUCGUGGCUGUGUACGGAUUCACCUGCCUCUACACUUCCUAUUGGCUCUUCUACCGCUCACUGAAGGAGUACUCCUUUGAAUACGUGAGGCAAGAAACGGGAAUCGAUGACAUCCCAGACGUGAAGAAUGACUUCGCCUUCAUGCUGCACAUGAUCGACCAGUAUGAUCCACUGUAUUCUAAGAGGUUCGCAGUGUUCCUGUCUGAGGUCAGCGAGAACAAACUGAAACAGCUGAACCUGAACCAUGAAUGGACGCCAGAUAAGCUGCGUCAGAGACUGCUGACCAACCACAAUGACAGACUGGAGCUGCAGCUGUUCAUGCUGUCUGGGCUCCCAGACACCAUCUUCGAGGUGACAGAGCUCCAAUCCCUGAAGCUAGAGAUCAUCAACAAUGUAACCAUCCCAGCUUCCAUCGCCCAGCUGGAAAACCUCCAGGAGCUGUCUCUGUAUCAGUGUUGCUUAAAGAUCCACACCACAGCCACUUCCUUCCUCAAGGAGAAACUCAAGGUGCUCAGGGUAAAGUUUGAUGACAGCAGGGAGCUGCCUCAUUGGCUGUACCACCUGCGGAAUCUAGAGGAACUCUACCUCAUUGGCUCACUGAGUCCUGACGCUUCGAAGAAUGUGGGUCUGGAGUCCCUGAGGGAGCUGAAGCAUCUGAAGACACUCUCGCUCAAAAGUAACUUUACAAAGAUCCCCCAGUCCAUCGUAGAUGUGUCCAGCCACCUGCAGAGGCUGUACAUCUACAAUGAUGGCACCAAGCUGGUGAUGCUCAACAACCUGAAGAAAAUGGUGAACUUGACUGAAUUGGAGCUGGUCCACUGUGACCUGGAACGCAUCCCACAUGCUGUCUUUAGCCUCACGAACCUACAGGAGUUGGACCUGAAGGAAAACAACCUGCGCUCCAUUGAGGAGAUAGUCAGCUGCCAGCACCUCCACAAGCUGACGUGCCUGAAACUCUGGCACAACAGUAUCUGCUACAUCCCUGAGCACAUCAAGAAGCUGGGCAGCCUGGAGCGCCUCUACUUCAGUCACAACAAGAUAGAGAUAUUGUCCCCGCACCUGUUCUUAUGCAACAAGCUUCGUUACCUGGACCUGUCCAACAACGACAUCCGGUUCAUUCCGCCGGAGAUUGGCGUCCUACAGAGUCUUCAGUAUUUCUCUGUCACGUGCAACAAAAUCGAGAACCUCCCAGACGAGCUCUUCUUUUGCAAGAAGCUCAAAACCCUCAAGCUGGGCAAGAAUAUGCUGUCUUUGCUCUCACCAAAGAUCUCAUACCUGGUUCUAUUGACACACCUGGAACUGAAGGGCAACCAUUUUGAGCUCCUGCCUCCAGAGCUGCGGUUCUGCCGGGCGUUGAAGCGUGGCGGCCUAGUGGUGGAGGACGUCCUGUUUGAAACCUUGCCUUCAGAUAUCAGAGACAAAAUGAAGGCUGAGUGAAAUGCUUUACAGUAUCUAUGCAAAAGGCCCUGCCAUACACUAGCUUCCUGUCCAGGGGUGUACUUGUACAUCAAGCUGCCUUACAUAAACAGGAGAUUGGCUUCUGCCAUAUGGGCCAUUCUGGCUUGGACAAGCCAAUUUACAUGUCUGUGCAAAAAUAAAAUGCCAAUCUUGUCUUAAUCUGACAAUCAUAGUCGACCAAAAUGGUAGAUUUUACUGUAUACUUAGCUCAUCAUGAUCAAACUCUAAACACUAUACCCUCAGUUCGUAAUGGGGAACAGUUAUGAUAUUCAUUAAUGUAUGUUUUGAGUAUUAUGUCUAAGUGUUGCUAUAUAACAGAAGGAAAUAUGGCUUUAUGUUGUAAUUUAAUGGUUCUUAACAAUAUAAUUAGUCACAGGCAAUGUAUACUUAGCCCUGGUACCAGCCUAUUUGUGCCAGAUGACAACAAAUGCCCACUUUCAUUGAAGCCACGGAAGUUCAUGGCUGACUGCGGUUUUGCAGGCAUUGAAAGCAAAAAACAGGAUCCUCAUUAUAGUGAAUGAAAAAGUGUAAAUCUUCGUGGUCAAUGCGCUAUUGCAUCUUCACAUAGGAAUGAAUGGUGUCAUGUGAUGGAUGUCUUUGUCCAUUCAUAUAUACAGUCAUUGAUUUGUGCUAACAUUCGACUGCUUGUACUUGGAAUGUUUUGCAUGACAUGGAGUGGCAAGGAGUGGAAUGAUAGCAUAAACAGAUAUGGGACCAAGCUAAGGUAUACUGUCCAUCAGAUGAUAUCAAUUACUAGAUUGCUUGUUCUUGUAUUUAUUACACUGUAAUGUGUUGUGCAGUUUGUCUAGCACGCUUCAUUCAACAUAAACUGGAUGGAUUGCAGGCUUAUAAUCAGAAAAAUAGAAUGCAUACUAGAAUGGAAAUUGUUAAGAAUUCUCUAGUCUGUGGGGUAAAAGUGGAGAGAAGCAUUCAAGGCAGUUGUGUCCUCUAGCCAUCUCUAUGGUCACUUGAGGACAGAUGGCAUUCAUGACAGGUGUGCCCUCUAACCAGCUCUAUGGCCAGGUACAAAAACUGGCAGGUUUGAGGGCACCUCCUUUCUAUUCCGGCAGAGAAGCGAAACAUCCCACACCCACAUUUUUCCUGAUCUAGGCAGGGCCACUCUGGUCUACUUAUUGCCCUCACCCUGCAGGAAGGGGUGCCCCAGAGACUGUAGGGAAAGGAGAUAUCUCACUGGCUUUUUUGGGUGGGGGGUCGGGGAGGGUGUAGCUAGUGGGAUAGGGGACAAUAAGUAGACCAGCGACAGCUGUUCCCUCUCAUGUGAGCAUGCCAGAUAUUAUAGAGGCAGUGAGCUCACACUGGAAAGCAUGCUUAAAGUAUUUUUAGCAUAUUUGAGCAUAUUAGCGUAUGUGCUACCGUGCAUCUGCUGGUAUAGUGUGAAUAUCUUUUGAAUGCAUCAAUGUUAACAGUGUAUUUUACCAUUAAUUGUACAACAAAGCAUAUUUAGAGAAAACAUUUUUUUAAAUUGAAAGAUAUAUAUAUCGGGAAUCACCCACAAGUUUUUUAAAAAUCGAGAUAUAAUUUUUAGGCCAUGCCCAGCCCUAAUUUCAAGUAGUAGAAGAAGAAAAUGUACUACUUCAAAAUGGAGAUACCCUCAAUGGCGCAGCCCAUAGUCCACUCUUCAGUACAUGACACACUCACAUCAGGCAAGGAUGCACAGGAUUCUUGGAGGCAGAAAGACCCCAUUGUCAACUGCGUCCGUUUUUGUUUAUAAGUAAUAUCUAGAUUUACGUCUAAACAAAAACCCUACUUUGGGUUCUUGUAUGCUUACAAUGUUGUUUUGAUUAUUGCAUGAACAGUCGUUAAGAUUAUAUUUGUUUGUGACCUUUGCAAAAAUACCUAUUUGGAUCCAGCAGUUGUUAGCUAGAAUGCUAACACCCAUUUUACUGGUUGAAGUUGAGCUUUUUAAGUAUAAUACAGUUUUUACAUUAUAUUAAGCAAGACAUUCAUACGAGUCUUAAAAUCAAAUUUGAAUCCUAAAGUAGUCUGAAAUGUACUCAUAACAACAUGUAAAUGGAGCCUUCUUUUGCUGGUGCGCUAUGAGAACUCCCCCGUGUUCUGCAACCAAUAUAAUAAAUGGUUAUAUUUUUCCUUUUGGAAAUGUUUUUUUUUGCAUAUCCCAACUCCCCCUGAUACACCCUCGGAGAGUGGGGUCAUGGCCAUUAUCAACGGUGACCCUGGCACAAUUCGGGUUAAGUGCCUUGCUCAAGGGCACAUCCACAGAUUUUUUUCACUUUCUAGGUUCGGUUACCCUUGUGCAGCAAUGUUUGCAAACGCAGAAAGGAGUCUGUUCUCUCACAGACGACAUAAUGGGAUAUCUACAAUGUUUCGUCCUCUAACUAUCUCUAUGGUACCAACACCAAGUCACGUAACCAUUUUGAUUAAUUUAUCUGUUGUUUCUGUUACAUGUAGUUGCUAAUUGACUCACCUUAAAUCACUGUACACACCUUUUGAGCAUUUGUUUAUAUUAUGCUAAUUAAGGCCUCUUUUUUGUGGCUAUUGCAUUGCUGCUUGAAAUCUUUUCGUGAGCUUUAUAUUGUUUGAUUGCCUGCCAUAUGCUAUCCUAUGUAGCCACCGCUAGCUUGCUCUAGCUUUUGUCUUCUAUGCCACAUGCUAUUGCAGCCUCUUGGCCAUGAGAUUUGUUGCAUUGCUGCACUAAUUAUGUAUAACUUUACUCAUUUACAUUGUAUUUGUAUAUUGUCAUUGCAUUGAUAUUCAUAUUAUACAAGUUAACAGCCACAUAAUUAUGCACAUUAUUGCGUGUUAUUAUUUGUACCUUUUUACUUUUGUAGAUAAACCACACAUACCUACCUACCAGUAACUCGAGAUCUCGGGGCUAUAAGAUUCCGUCAUUUUGGUUCAAAUAAACUCAGCAAAAAAAGAAACGUC
Messenger RNA from Oncorhynchus nerka (sockeye salmon), 5419 nucleotides. Its product is annotated as volume-regulated anion channel subunit LRRC8C-like. The record is from RefSeq and is a predicted model, not a curated record. Gene Ontology annotation, molecular function: protein binding. The transcript is spliced from 7 exons. Lineage: Eukaryota; Metazoa; Chordata; Actinopteri; Salmoniformes; Salmonidae. The coding region runs from base 128 to 2491 and encodes 787 amino acids.